AUGUCACGGCUCAUAGUGAAGAACUUGCCUGUAUACAUAACUGAUCAGCGUCUACGUGACCAUUUCUCUCAACAACCUUUUAUAUCCCGCCACGCAGGUCCCGGUGGGUACACUCUCACCGACGCACGCAUUGCCCGCAAACCCGAUGGCACCAGCAGGAAGUUUGGUUUUGUCGGUUACAAGACGAGAGAGGAAGCCGAUCGGGCGAGAGAGUGGUGGAAUAGGACGUACAUCGAUAGUACUCGGAUUACUGUUGAGGUCGUAGAGGAGAACCACGAACCGCGCAAACGCAGAGCUGGCGACGAGAACGACCCCCCUCCCCGAACCACGGCCAACGGAGACAAAAAUUUGGCUGCCAAGCACGAGUCGAAGAAAGACACUCAGAAGGACAAGUUCGUCAAUGCUAUGACCUCCAAGUCCACUACACGCACAUGGGCAGACGAUCUUCUCCCCCCUCCAGAGCCGACAAACAUGGAGAAAUUAAGGACGGUGGACAGUGUUACUGUGACUAGUGAAGAGAACAAAAACGCGCAGGCUGACGGAGAGCCCACCACAGAGGGGUUGAGCGACAUGGAGUGGAUGCGACGACGGAUGACCAAAACGCUAGAUGCGGAUGCAGAAUGGAAGGGAUUCGAGCAGUCCGACGACGAGGACGGUGCUGCUGACCAGCCAAAUUCCGGAGCGAUCGGUGUUCAGGAACAAUCGAGCAAGGAAGCAGAAAGGCACCAGACUGCAGAGACAAUCCUCUCCACCGGCCGCUUGUUUCUUCGAAACCUGGCUUACACAUGCACCAGCGCCGAGCUGCAGGAGCAUUUCUCUCGGUUCGGGGAAAUUCAACAGGUGCACCUUCCCCUCACACCAUCCCGCACACCAUCCGGUCUCGCAUUUAUUACGUUCGCUGAUCCCUCCUGCGCGCUCGCAGCCUAUGAAGCCCUCGACACGUCUCCCUUCCAAGGUCGCCUUCUCCACAUCCUCGGGGCAGUAGACAAGCGCCCAGCCGCCUCCGUCACCUCAGCUCCCAAAUCACUCAAAGACAAGAAACUCGACGAGCGCAAGAAGUCCAGCGGCCACGGCUGGGACUGGGCUAUGUUAUAUCUCAAUCCCGAUGCGGUCGCCGCGGCCGUCGCUGGCAAGCUCGGGGUGGAGAAGAGCGAAAUUCUCAAUGCUGAGGAGGGCAAUGCAGCCGUCAAGCUCGCACUAGCCGAGACAUCAGUCGUGCAGGAGACGAAGCUCUUCCUCGAAAGCAAUGGGGUCGACAUUUCUGCGUUCUCUGGUCGGCCACAGCGCUCACCAACCACGAUCCUCGUGAAGAAUCUGCCUGCGUUCACCACUCCCCAAGCGAUUCGCGAGCUCUUCCAGCCACACGGAAAACUGAAGAGUGUCGUUGUCCCCCCUAGUGGAGCGAUCGCCCUUGUAGAAUUUGACGAUGAGAGUGAGGCUGGUGUUGCCUGGCGGAACGUGAACUACAGGCGAUUUGGAGGGAGCAUCAUCUAUCUCGAGCGGGGUCCGGUUGGGCUCUGGAAGCCGAGCGGAGCUGCCGCAACCGCCAAAGGAACCGGUCCAGAGCGAGAGGAUCGUGUUAUCGUACUUCCUGAAGACGAACAACCCCCAGAAGCCGCCCCGGGCUCUACACUGUACAUCAAGAAUCUCUCCUUUACAACUGCCUCCUCUACUCUCUCCUCGCUUUUCUCCACUCUGCCAGGGUUCGUCUACGCUCGUGUGCAAACCAAGCCGAACCCGAAAGAUCCUGCAGGGAGGCUCCGCAUGGGCUAUGGCUUCGCAGGAUUUGGAAGCAGAGAGCAGGCGGAGAGGGCGAGGAAGGCUAUGGACGGAGCGACGUGUGAGGGGCAUAAACUCAGUGUGCGCUUUGCUGGCCGUGGCAAGGAAGAAGACGAGCAACCUGCUGGUCCUGUUGGAGUGUUCGCCCUCGGAAAUAAGAAGACCGCCAAGGUGAUCGUCAAGAACGUACCUUUCGAAGCGACGAAGGCGGACAUCCGAUCGCUAUUCCAGGGAUACGGUCAGCUCAAAUCCGUCCGCCUGCCGACAAAGUUUGACCGCCGCACGCGUGGCUUCGCAUUCCUUGAGUUCGUCAGCCGGAAGGAGGCGGAGAAUGUGAUGGCUGCCCUUAAACAUACCCAUUUGCUUGGGAGGCAUUUGGUGCUUGACUGGGCUGAUGACGAGCAGGGGAUGGACAACCUCAGAGAAAGGACUAAACGCGCAUUCGGGGAUGGGAAGGAGGUUCCUACCAAGAGAAGAAAACUGAACAUUGCAGAGGAUAUGGAAGAGGACGGUGAGGACUGAUGGUCUCGUAUUGUUGUUGCGUUUUCUGUUUCUAUCUCGAUGAUCAUGUAUGUUCUGUUAGGUGGUUUUGAUCAAUGUACAGAC
Messenger RNA from Dacryopinax primogenitus, 2385 nucleotides. RefSeq lists its product as uncharacterized. Gene Ontology annotation, molecular function: RNA binding. The record is from RefSeq and is a predicted model, not a curated record. NCBI's taxonomy places the organism in Eukaryota, Fungi, Basidiomycota, Dacrymycetes, Dacrymycetales, Dacrymycetaceae. Bases 1 to 2301 code for a protein of 766 amino acids. The transcript is spliced from 3 exons.